Neoarthrinium moseri is the source of this 2031-nucleotide messenger RNA. RefSeq lists its product as uncharacterized. Gene Ontology annotation, biological process: photoreactive repair. The coding region runs from base 1 to 2031 and encodes 676 amino acids. The transcript has 2 exons. Gene Ontology annotation, molecular function: FAD binding; damaged DNA binding; deoxyribodipyrimidine photo-lyase activity. The record is from RefSeq and is a predicted model, not a curated record. Lineage: Eukaryota; Fungi; Ascomycota; Sordariomycetes; Amphisphaeriales; Apiosporaceae.
AUGUCGGCGAGUAAUGUUCUGAUAUAUUUUGUCCGCCGGGAUCUGAGGGUCUCAGACAACCCAAUCCUCCAUCACCUCGCUUCGUCCUCCGAUCAUGGCUUUACACAUAUCCUGCCGGUCUACGUGUUCGUGUCUAAUCAGAUAGAGGUAUCAGGGUUCAUCAAAGAUGGCAGCAAGUCCCCAUAUCCAGAAGCCAAGAGCCAAGUUGCCGGGUUCUGGAGAUGCGGUCCACACAGGGCUAAAAUCAUUGCUGCCUCCGUGUGGGAUAUGAAAGAGUCUUUGCAGAGUUUGGGCAGCGAUCUGAUCAUUCGCGUUGGUCAAUAUGACGAUACGCUAAAGUCCCUCUUGGAAGGCUUCAAAGAAAAAGAUCAAAAUGUCGGAGCUGUAUGGAUAACGUCCGAUGAGGGUGUCGAAGAAAGGCGUGACGAACGAAAGCUGGCAUCCAUAUGUUCUAGUUCCGGUGUCGACUUUAAAGCGUGGGUGGAUGAGAAGUACUUCAUUGAUGAUCGAGAUUUGAAGCUUGCUUCCCCCCAGGAGCUUCCAGAUGUUUUCACAACCUACCGCAAGAUGAUGGAGCCACUCCGAGAAAGACCUAGGGCUGCCCUUCCAAGGCCAUCCAAGUCUUCUCUACCCCAACUUCCUUCAACGUCAAGCAUCUCACCACAAGCACGACCCUUUGAAAUUUCCGCGACACUCGAGGAUCUUAAAGAAGCUGUUCUAAGUCCGAUCAAGACGAUUUUGUCAGAUGCGCCCCCAUUUCCUGAGGAUGCCGUAUCGGCUCAUCCCUUUGAAGGGGGUGAAACACGUGCUCGGACACGUCUUGACACGAUCAUCAACAACGGUACCGUGUACAGCUAUAAGAGUUCUCGUAAUGGUCUGAUCGGGGCCGGUUUUAGCACGAAGUUGUCAGCAUACCUCGCACUCGGUUCCAUUACGGCACGCCAGGUACAUGACGCUUUACUGAGAUACGAGGAUGGUACAGAUGAGGCAUAUAAGGAAGCUCCAGGUUAUGGUGAGGGUGAAAAUGAGGGUUCAAAGGGUGUUCGAUUCGAGCUCUUGUGGCGCGAUUAUAUGAGGCUUUGUACGAGGAAGUUCACCUACAGGUUGUUCCGCCGCGAAGGAUUUCGGGAUGAUAGCAGUAUCAAGUGGAAGUCACCUAAGAAGGAAGAAGCCCCCACUGACGACUCGCAAUCGGAAGAGAUUGACAGGAUACUGGCCCGCAUAUUCGCUGGAACAACGGGCAUGGGGCUCAUUGAUGCGUCCCAACGCGAGCUGCUGCAUACGGGGUACACUUCAAAUCGAGCUCGUCAAAACGUUGCCAGUUUCUUAGCCAAACACCUUGGCAUAGACUGGCGUUACGGCGCCGAGUGGUAUGAGAUGAUACUCGUCGAUUAUGAUGUUUCUUCCAACUGGUCGAAUUGGCAGUACGUGUCUGGCGUUGGUAACGAUCCCCGGGGAGAAGCCCGAAUUUUCAACCCAGUCAAGCAAGCUUUCGACUACGACAAGGAGGGCGAAUACGUCAAGAUGUGGGUGCCAGAACUUCGGGCCGUCGAAAAGCUCGAGAAUAUCUUCCAAGCCUGUACCACGCCGAAGGAGGACUGGGAACGCUUUGGCCUUACAGGCCUCGCUAUGGUAGAGGACCCUAUUAAGCGGAUUGAUUUCUCCGUCGAAGGAAAACCUAACAAACAUGUCAAACGACCGUUUGACCGACGCCGGAAGGAUGGAAGAAUCCGUAGCAGCGCAAAUCUAUCAAAUCAUCACGUCGCCAACGGGAAUGCGCAAGAGAACAGCUACGCUGGCGGUGAGCAGAGAGGCCAAUACCCCCAGUUCGAUGCCCCGAGGUAUCCGCGCGGUGAUUUCAGAGGAGGCCGAGGGGGUGGGCGCGGUGGUCCCCGAGGUGGUUAUCGAGGACGAGGUUAUGGUCCGCCAAGGGGUGGAGGAUAUCGAGGCGGACGGGGUAACUUUCAGGCCUAUGGAACUGUUCCAGGUGGUUUUGGGGCAUGGCCUCCAACGCAACAGUCAGGUGUAUAG